UCAAAAUGGCGGGGCUUUGCAAAGCUUUUCGCUCUUCAAAGCUUUGUUUCCAGACUCGAAUCAAUAGUUUGGUUAAUCAGAAAUAUUGUAGUAAUAUCAAGACUCGUUUAUUAAGGACAAGUGCCAUACUUAAUGAGAAGUUAACCCAGAGUUAUACUCAUGGAAUUACCAACAAACCACUGAUAGGAGACACUAUAGGCCAAAGGAUUGACAAGGUAGCAGAAAAGUUCCCAGACCGAGAAGCUUAUGUCUUUUGUGAGGAUGGAGAUAGAGCAACUUUUGCAGAAUUCAAAGAAGAGGUUGAUCAGUUGGCAGCAAGUUUCCUUGCAAUGGGGCUACAGAAAGGGGAUCGUGUUGGGAUGUGGGGUCCCAAUACAAGAGAAUGGGUCUUAACACAGUUUGCUACUGGCAAAGCUGGACUUAUAAUGGUAAACAUGAACCCAGCAUAUCAAGUAUCGGAGAUUGAAUAUGCUUUGAAAAAGGUUGGCUGUAAAGCACUAGUGAUGUCAGAUGUGCAUAAGUCCCAAGAUUACUAUCAUAUGAUGAAACAGAUCGCUCAUGAGUUGCCAAGUGCUUCUCCUGGAGAACUGUACAGUGCAAGGCUUCCAGACUUGAAAACUGUCAUCAUUGCUUCCAAAAAMAAUGAACACUUUAGUGGGGCUUUACGAUUUAAGGAUCUUGAGGCAUUAGGCAGUGCGCCAGACAGGCAACAGCUUAAAGAUAUUCAAGAUGAACUUGACUGUGAUGACCCUAUUAAUAUACAAUUCACAUCUGGCACCACAGGGUUCCCAAAAGGAGCCACACUUACACAUCAUGGGAUCGUUAACAAUGCAGUAUGUGUAUCUAAUGUCCUGAAUUAUGAURAAUAUGCCAGGGUUUGCAUCCCAGUUCCUCUUUACCAUUGUUUUGGCAUGGUUCUUGGCAGUAUGUCAAUCAUCACACAUGGCACAACAGCAGUUUAUCCAUCACGUGCAUUUGAUGCAGGAGCAGUUCUCAAUGCUGUACAGCAAGAAAAAUGUACAUCCCUAUAUGGCACACCAACUAUGUUCAUUGAUGUACUCAAUCAUCCUAACUUUGCAUCUUUUGAUGUUUCAAGUUUGAACACAGGAAUCAUGGCUGGCUCGACUUGUCCUAUAGAAGUGAUGAAAAGAAUUAUUGAUGUGCUCCAUAUGCCAGAAGUAACAAUUUGCUAUGGCCUUACAGAAACAAGUCCAGUGACCACUCAGUCAAUGCGUGAUGAUCCUGUAGAGUUGCGAGUUUCUACAGUUGGACGAGUACAUGCAAACACAGAGGCCAAAAUUAUCGAUAGCACCCAUGGGCGAGUUGUUCCUAUUGGUGAACCAGGCGAAAUUUGCUUCCGUGGUUAUGCAGUGAUGAUGGGAUAUUGGGAAGAUGAAGAGAAAACUAAUGCGGCUAUUGAUGCUAAUGGAUGGUUCCAUUCUGGCGAUUUGGCAACGAUGGAUGAAAAUGGAUAUAUUAAAAUUAUAGGUAGAAUUAAGGAUGUGAUCAUUCGAGGUGGUGAAAACAUUUACCCUACAGAAAUAGAACAGUUCCUGUACAAACACCCAAAGAUACAAGAUGUACAAAUUAUUGGUGUUCCAGAUCAGCGGUUAGGUGAAGAAGUCUGUGCAUGGAUAAAAUUACAUGCGGGAGAGACGGCAACAGCAGAUGAGAUCAAGAAUUUCUGUAAAGGACAGAUUGCGCACUUUAAAAUUCCCAAGUUUAUAAAAUUCGUAGAUGACUUUCCCAUGACAGUAACUGGAAAGGUUAGAAAGUUUGAGAUGAGAGAAGAAAUGGUUCGUGAACUUGGAUUAUGAUCUGCGGCUAAAGUAAAUUAAACUUUUUUAAGGUCGUCUUUGAAGACUCUCAGAAUGACAGUAAUGGCGGACCAUCGUCUCGUACAGGUGGUUUCUGAUAGAUGAAAAGGGAUCUUAGCUGCAGCCAGAAUUAUCCAACCAAGGAAACAGAUACUAGGCUUUUCAAGGAAAGAUUGAUUCUCUUUUUAUUUUUGUAAUUCAUACUGCAACGGAAAGUCUUAUCUUUUUUAAUGUACAUGAAAUCUCAUAAUGAAUCAAUUUGUACAUAUCAAUUCAAUACUCAGAUAUUAAUAAUAAUAAUAAUAAUAUUCAAUCAAUAAAACCGUAAUUUUAAUUUUGGUAUCCGGCAUACGUAGGUCUUGGGUUUGAUUUCUGUCAGGGACUCUGAUUGUUCUGAGUUUCUUUCAGCUAGAGACAAAUAAUCAAUUUCUAUACUACUUUCUAAGCUCAUGAAUAAAUUCAUCAUAUAAUUUUGAGA
This is a messenger RNA of Actinia tenebrosa (Australian red waratah sea anemone), 2295 nucleotides long. Its product is annotated as medium-chain acyl-CoA ligase ACSF2, mitochondrial. Gene Ontology annotation, biological process: fatty acid metabolic process. Gene Ontology annotation, molecular function: medium-chain fatty acid-CoA ligase activity. The record is from RefSeq and is a predicted model, not a curated record. NCBI's taxonomy places the organism in Eukaryota, Metazoa, Cnidaria, Anthozoa, Actiniaria, Actiniidae.